Synchytrium microbalum is the source of this 2331-nucleotide messenger RNA. RefSeq names its product glycogen(starch) synthase. The coding region runs from base 1 to 2331 and encodes 776 amino acids. Gene Ontology annotation, cellular component: cytoplasm. The transcript has 5 exons. Gene Ontology annotation, molecular function: alpha-1,4-glucan glucosyltransferase (UDP-glucose donor) activity. Gene Ontology annotation, biological process: glycogen biosynthetic process. The record is from RefSeq and is a predicted model, not a curated record. NCBI's taxonomy places the organism in Eukaryota, Fungi, Chytridiomycota, Chytridiomycetes, Synchytriales, Synchytriaceae.
AUGUCGACGGCAGAGAUAGGCAGACCGCCUUUCGAUGCAAAUAAACCAAUUCUAUUCGAAUGUGCUAUGGAGGUCGCAAACAAGGUCGGAGGAAUCUACACUGUCAUAAAAACCAAAUGUCCAGUCACAGUCAACGAAUACGGAGACAGAUAUUGUCUUAUUGGGCCAUUGGCAUGGGCAACUGCCAAAAUUGAAGUUGAAGUCAUAGAUGAUCCGCCUUGGGAAGCUCUACGACGUACCCUCAAAUCACUCUCUGCCAGAGGUGUGAAAUAUGUAUUUGGACGAUGGCUCGUGGAAGGUGCUCCUUUUGUAUUGCUUUUGGAUAUCGCUUCUGGUUAUGAUCGGAUGAAUGAAUGGAAGUCGGAUUUAUGGAGUAUUGCUGGAAUUCCAUCUCCACCUGAUGAUACCGAGGCUAAUGAUACUAUAGUGUUUGGGUAUUUGGUGGCGUGGUUCUUGGGUGAAGUUAUUCAUAACUUGCAGCAGCUUCAUCGCCCUGUCGUCGGUCUGGACGGACGACCAGGCUACCCGCACCCUGUCGUCAUUGCCCACUUCCACGAAUGGCUGGCAGGUGUAGCCCUCAUUCUAAUCCGCAAACGAGCUCUCCAAAUCGCCACAGUCUUCACAACCCACGCUACUCUCCUCGGCCGCUACCUGUGCGCAGGUGACGUCGACUUUUACAACAAUCUCCGAUAUUUCAACGUAGACCACGAAGCCGGCAAACGUGGCAUCUACCACCGAUAUUGUAUUGAACGCGCAGCGGCACACUGUGCUGAUGUGUUCACUACCGUAUCCCACAUCACCGCAUAUGAAGCUGAAUGGUUGCUGAAACGUAAACCGGAUGGUGUAUUACCUAAUGGUUUGAAUGUCGUGAAGUUUGCUGCUCUGCACGAGUUCCAGAAUCUCCAUGCUCGAUCAAAGGAAAAGAUUCACGAGUUUGUGCGGGGGCAUUUCUAUGGGCAUCAGGACUUUGACUUAGAUAAUACAUUGUACUUCUUUACUGCUGGGCGAUAUGAAUUCAGGAACAAGGGUGUUGAUAUGUUUAUUGAGGCUUUGGCUCGUUUGAAUGCGAGGUUGAAGCACUACAAUUCUCCAAUGACUGUGGUUGCCUUCAUCAUCAUGCCAGCUGCCACUCACAGCUAUACUGUGGAAGCACUCAAAGGUCAAGCAGUCAUGAAGCAACUUCGUGAUACUGUUGCUGAAGUCCAACGUGAUAUUGGUACUCGUCUGUUUGAAGCAGCUGCCAGAGGAAAACUACCCGAUAGCUCGCAAAUAAUAUCCUCAUCCAACAACAUUGUCCUUAAACGUCGCAUUUUUGCAUUAUCACGAGACACACUCCCACCCAUCGUAACUCACAACAUGGCCGACGACUUGAACGACCCAAUCUUAAACCAAGUCCGCACAGUCCACCUCUUCAACUCAUCCAGCGACCGAGUAAAAGUAGUCUUCCAUCCCGAAUUCCUCUCUGUAAACAACCCACUCCUAUCCAUGGACUAUGAAGAAUUCGUACGAGGCACCCAUCUCGGUGUCUUCCCAUCAUACUACGAGCCAUGGGGGUACACACCAGCCGAAUGUACCGUCAUGGGCGUACCCAGUAUCACGACCAACCUAUCAGGCUUUGGCUGCUUCAUGUCUGAAAUGAUAUCCCAUCCAGAAGACUAUGGCAUAUAUAUCGUAGACCGCCGUCUGAAAUCUGUCGAGGAGUCCGUCCAGCAGCUAACAGACAGCAUGAUGGACUUCUGUCAGAAAUCCCGCCGUCAACGCAUCAAUCAACGAAACCGUACCGAGCGGCUGUCUGACUUGCUAGACUGGAAACGUAUGGGGUACGAGUAUAUGAAGGCACGAUGGGUCGCGAUACGUCGCAAGUGGCCUGAGAUUGCUGAACAGGAUGAAUGGGCGGAAGGAUCUGAUGUUGAUGAUGACGAUUUAUUUGAAUCGUCGUCUGUACAUCACUCGACAGGUGCUGAAGAAGGGGAUGUAGAGGAUGGAGGGUUGUUUACCACCGAUAAACAGUAUCCUGAACCUAUUAAUGUCGUCACUCAGCCACAGAUUGUCAUGCACCCAUCACCUGGCAAAGGCGCUAAACGUGUUGGACGACCUGCAUCAGCCCCAGGCUCACCCAAGAUUAAGGAAACGUUUGAAGAUCAGGGUGAUGAAGGGUUUGAGGGUACUUUUACGGAUCCGGGUGGGAAUGCACCUGGUGAGGCGGUGCCGGGACCUGCAAGAAAGGAAGUCAGUGAAGUUAUGGAUAAUUUGAGGAAGAUGAGUAUUGCGGGGGCUAGUAGCCAGGAUCUGGGGGGUGCGACGAAUGGAAAUGGGGUGCAGCACAAGUAA